Aureobasidium musti is the source of this 1005-nucleotide messenger RNA. Lineage: Eukaryota; Fungi; Ascomycota; Dothideomycetes; Dothideales; Saccotheciaceae. The record is from the annotation of a GenBank genome assembly.
AUGGCUUUGCUUGAUCGACUCAAGAGCCUUGGUAAGAGACCUGCCUCUGAAAAUCCGGAAUCCAAGAUCUUGCGUGACUACAGAACCUUGAGAUCAAAGUUGANNAAGACCACCAGGCAUGUCCCGAGAUAUCUUUUUAGAAUGUGGCAUGCCAACUCCGGUGGUGAUGCAAGUCUGAAUACGACCGAAAGAAUUACACCACGUGCCUUUCUCAGAGGUCAAGGCCAUGAGAGCAUGUACGACAUGUCGAUCGAAGAGUUUGUCGAUAACACGACUCAGCACCUGCGUACUAAGCACGAUGUCGUUACGGAGUUCUCUUCGUGGUCUGCUUCACCCAUAUUCGUCUUCAAUUAUGCCACCACCCGGAGAACAACCGCAUACAUCGCUGUCAUUGAUACUCAGGGGCUUCAGACGGACAACGGAAAUGUCAUGUUUCAUGUCCCAGCUCUCCAAUCGAUCUUCACAGGUCCUGCAGCCCACCGUGGCAUUCGAUACCAUGAGUACAAAUGGGAGUACCUUGUACAUGGCGUUGUUAAAGGAAGGCACUACAAGGCAGCCUCAUUCAAGUCUCUUUGUGAUGCAGGCUUAGCUGAGUAUCUACCAGCACUGAAGGGAUAUGUCAAUGCUUGGUUUGUUGACGUGUACCCGCUGCCCAAUCCGAUCGUGCGAUUCACCAAGCAAGAGCUGCAAGACCUGGAUAUGAUUGGCAAACGCUUUGAAUCGCAUCCCAGUAUGCAUUCUGCUAUCACCAUUGCCUUGUUUUGCUGCAAGAAGCGUGCUGGAUUCGGCGCUGAGCUCAAGGAGGACGAAUUGAAGGAGAUCGUUGAAUACCUCGGUGGCAGAAACAACGUUCCCCAUGACUGGUGCAAGUCACUAUUACUCCGCAAUGGCAUCUACGAUCCUCGCUAUGAGGAAAACAAACAAAUGACCAAUGUGAUGCGUGCAGUGUCCGCCUACUGUUGGGGAAAGGGGGCUCGAGCUCAGUUCGCAAAGAAGGUUGAUUGA